Molecule: messenger RNA, 2279 nt
Organism: Lampris incognitus (smalleye Pacific opah)
Lineage: Eukaryota; Metazoa; Chordata; Actinopteri; Lampriformes; Lampridae
Product: kelch repeat and BTB domain-containing protein 11
Exons: 1
Molecular function (GO): protein binding
Source: RefSeq, a predicted model, not a curated record
GCAGUGUUCACUGUGGAGGCAGACAUCAUCCUCCACACGGUGAACCCUGACCUCGUCUCCUCCGCUGAGGGAGGUGGGAGGAUAUGCGCAGGCCUGCGGAGGAAGGAUGGCAGCGGCCCACAUGUAGGGGGAUUCCUGCAGGACAAGCAGCAGUUCGGCACAACAGCUGCAACAGUAUUUGAGAGGGAAUACCUGCUGGAUGGUGGAUCGGUCGAAAACCAUCAUUUGGAUCGUCAGCAGGGUAAUGGCUCCUGUGCUGCACAGACUUACAGGAAUUACAACUCAAACGAUAAUGGCUCUGUGGAACUGGAUGUCCCUCGUCAUACUGACCCCACUGUGGACAAACUAAAUGCUGCCACGAACCAAGGUUGGACACAAGGCAAAAAUGUUCUCAGUGAGAACCACAAUGGCACCAGGGCAAAAGUGUCCCAAGGUCCAAAUUCCUCAAUGUCCUUCUCUAGUCAAACUGCAGAGGGAGUGGGCGACAGCAUGUCCGCUGGCGGAAGCAGUUCCGGGAGAGUUCAGUUUCAAAUGAAAAACAUCUCUGCCCCUGCCGGGGGGCAGGGGACCACUGUGCCUGACACGUAUUGUGUCAACGCUGGAGCGCAGCCAACCGCUAAGGAGCUGGCCAGCUCUUUCACUCCAGUCUCUCAUGCAGCUGACCCGCUUGGCUAUGACACACUGCACGAACGUUUAGGACUCGAAUCGAGCCUCGGGCAUGGUGACAGCAGUCUGAAAGUGGAAAACGCACAGUCUAAAAAGGAGCCUGAUUUAGUCAUCGAGGUCAGUGGACAGAAAAUCAACGCCCACAAGUCGGUUUUAGCGGAGAAGAGUGACUACUUCAAAGCACGGCUGUCGAGGGACAUCCUGAAAGUCAAGGGGGUAAAUUACAAGACCUUAUCCUUGCUGAUAGACUAUGUUUAUACGUCUAAUAUGAAUGUCUGUAAGGACAACGUUGUGGACAUCAUCACUGGGGCCAAGAUCCUCCAGAUCCCCUGUGCAGUUCAGGCCGCCAUGGACUCAAUGUCCAAACAAAUCACUGCAGAGAACUGCUAUGAGGUUCUGACCAUUGCCAAGAAGCAGCGGCUCAACGAGUUGAAGGAGACCGCCUACCGAUUCAUGAGCGACAACUUCCUCCAGAUCCUGAAGGACCCCUCGGUGUAUGGGCGCCUGACCGGAUCGGAGAGAGAUUUGAUCCUGAAGAAGAGAACUGAGGGAAAAAGGUGCCUGAUGGUGGCAGAGAUCAAUGACGUGUUCGAUCGUGUAGGAAGCAGACCGCCGAGUCGCUGCAGCAGUCGGCCUCAGAGCCCUCUAUCAGUGGCAUCUUUCGAGGAAAACCACAUGAUUUAUUACUUCAAUGAGAUAGACAAUGACUGGAGGCCUUUGACUCAGAUGCCCGAGGACAUAAACACCAAAGGGUGUGGGAUCUGCACGAUGUACAACUACCUGUUUGUGGCGGGGGGGAUAAAGGGUUAUGGGGACAAGGUAAAGGUUUCAGACAAGGUCUACGCUUAUAACCCCAUCACCAACCGCUGGACCGAGGUCAGACCUCUUAACCAGGCCCGCGCACAGCUCAAGCUCGUAUCUAUGGAUGGUCACCUGUACGCCAUUGGUGGGGAAUGUUUGUUUACAGUGGAGAAAUAUGACCCACGUAUGGACCGUUGGACCACGGUUGCUGCCCUGCCCAAAGGGGCGUUUGCGGUGGCCCACGAAGCCACCACUUGCAACGGGGAACUCUACGUUUCUGGCGGCUCUCUCUUCUACCGCCUUCUCAAGUACGACCCCAAGAGGGACGAAUGGCAGGAGUGUCCCUACAACAACAGCAGGAAGAAGUCCACCGAUAUGGUGGCUCUGAAAAGCUUCAUCUACCGCUUCGACGUCAACCGCGAGCAGGGGAUCAGCGUGUUCAAGUACAACACCAUAGUGAAGAUGUGGCACGACUGUGCGUCGCAGAGGCAAGGUAGUCCUUUACCUUUCAGGUGUGUCGUUAUCGGGAACUGCAUCUUCUGUGUAAACAAGACCCAGACCCUUCAGUUCAUUGUGGAGGAAGAGAACGCUUACUUUGUUGAGGAGCCGCUAAGGGCUCCUCUGGAGGCUAAAGGCCUGCUGUUUCCCUUCGUUCUCACUUUGGCUGAAAAGUCUGAAAAAUUCACAAUCUAGCGUGGUGCAGAAUAUUAACACGGCGUUUCAUGAAUCUGGAACAGGAACUAAAACCCUGUGAGUACUUUUCAACGUAAGCUUUAUAUUUCCCGUUGUCCAGUUUAACUGCUUGAAACAGA